AUGAUGUCGAAAACAGUCUUUCAGCCUCUACACGACUCAAUUCGCAACGAACUCGACCCGGAAUAUGUCAAACUGCACGACAAUAUUUUACAGUACUGUGCACCCAGCGAGUCAGAGACAUGGAGUCCAGAUAUUAGAUCACGAGGUAGUCUCGUUGCAUUUGCGAGCCCAAAGCUAGUGGAAGUUGGCAAUAUCUCAGAUUUCAACGUCGAUGAAUAUCAAGUCCGGGUUUUUACUCCUGAAACUGAGACACCGUCAGGCGGAUGGCCAUGCUUUAUAUAUUAUCACGGCGGUGGUUGGGUGAUUGGCGAUUUGAGCAGCGAAAAUGGAUUCCUUACACAUAUCUGUAAAUACAUCAACUGCGUCGUUGUCUCAAUCAACUACCGUCAUGCACCCGAACAUUGUUAUCCGGUAGCCAUUGAUAACUCUUUUGCGGGAUUGAAAUGGGUCUUCACACCCGAAACUGCAACAAAACUCUCGAUUGACACCAAAAAAAUAGCUGUUGGAGGUCUAUCAGCGGGCGGUGGGCUGGCGGCAACCGUGUCAAUGAAGGCGGCUCUAGAUCCAGAGAUGGUGGAGAAGAUAGUCCGUCAGAUACUAAUUUGUCCAGUGAUCGACAACACGGCCACUGUUGACAGUGUAUGGGCGACAUCGAUGCAUUCACCAUGGCUGACACCCUCGCGUAUGACGUGGUACCGCAACAUGUACUUUCGUUCCGAGGAAGAAACAAGGAAUUGGGACGCAUCGCCAUGUUUUGCACCAGAGGAAGUGCUGCGAAGCAGUCCAAGCACAUUUCUCGCUAUUGCAGAGUGUGACUUACUUGCACCCGAGGCUAUUCAAUAUGGUAAGGCUCUGCAAAAUUCCGGAGUCAAUGUUGAUGCCCAAAUGUACGCUGGAGCAACGCAUUCUGUACUCAUUUUAGCUGGCUUGCACGAAGUCGGUCAGAAACUGAUACACGAUCGCGACAGUGGCAGCAAGGCAAGAACCAAAACAUCAAAACAUUCCAAACAAAGAACAACGUCUCGCGCAAAUUCAUGGCAUAACAAGUGUAUCCGGAGGCACAUUGUGAUGGAUGUCAUCUCGCUAUCUGAUGGUGGAGAGAACCAUCACAGCGAAGCCGAUCGGCCGCAGGAGCCACCACUCGAUACUCGUACAAGGGCGUGGAAUGGACGUGCUGACCGGCGCCCAAGAAUGGAACACCUGCCUAGAGGGAAUGAUGAUGAGCUGGAUGAGCUUGCAUCGGAUCGUGAAGAUAUUGUCGUCGAGAAAGACGUUCCAUCGUCAGGCGCCAAACCAGUCAUUGUGGGGAUAGACACGCCUCUCCACGCUGCAGUUCGCAAUGAAGAUUAUGAUGCAAUUAACAAAGCGCUGCUGUUCGAGGGUGCGGAAAUAAAUGCCAGAAAUGCCAGUGGGAAGACGGCGCUUCACAUUGCACUUGACGAGAGAAACCUUGGAUUGCUGAAAACGUUGAUGCCGUUUGGCCCAGAUCUGGACCUGAAAAGUCCUGAUGGAAUGGCACCCUUGCAUUCGGUUGUUACUAUGGGAUGGGAAGAAGGGACCAAGUUGCUCCUCCGUUACGAUUUGGAUAUCAACGCGACAAACGCCGACGGAAAUACGGCAUUACACAUCGCCUGCUCGGCUGGUCAUAGAGACAUAGCCCGCGAGCUACUCCAGGAUGGUGCCAAUGUACGUAUCCGUGACUCGGAUGGAAAGACACCACUCCAGCUAGCUGUCGCCAGUCGAACCAGGCGGUUGCCCGAACUGCUCCUGGACUAUGGAGCGAACAUAGAUGAUAUACGCCGCGGAAGGGAAUUGGGGAAUGAGGAUGCCAAGCCAGGAGCGACGCACAAAAAUCCAGCCACUGACCUGAACAAGGAAAUAAAGCAAGAUGCGAUCCAAGCGAAUGGAACAACUGACCUCGAUCCAGUCUUUGCCAAAUUCAGCGCAGACCAUUGGGACGGCGUUCGUCGCAAUAACGGUGAUGGCUUUAUCCUGGCCAACUACGAUAACCACGAUAUAUUCUUUGACGCCAAAGUGGAGAUGAUCCGGUUACUCAUGCACGAGGGACAGGAAAUGCACGCGAUCCAGUUAAAGUUGAACUUCAUGAAGCCGUUUUCGACCAGGAACCGAAUACGUUAUGCCAAAGUGGACGUUAAGUUUGCUGCCUUUAAAUCCGGAAACAUACCGCACAUUCACAGCAUAAUGCCGCAGGCGGAUCGAGUCGAGGUUUCUGAGCAGGAAAUAUCAUCAGGACAGACACUCACGCUAGGGGCAACUGGAGGUGGAGGACCUUCGAAUGUGAAUAUCAGUAUGGAGGGCACAAAAUCACGCAAGUCCACAUUCAAGGGCGUACGAAUCAUUCAUGGAGUUGUCAAGGAUAAGAUGCAUGCAUCGUGGCGCAUGUACGAGGAGCCUGGUAGUCAAAGCGGAUUGCCAGAAAUCGUCCGACUCCUCCUACUCGUUCAAUGUAAAGCAGAAUUUGACGUACAUCUCUCGAUGUCAGUGAAGGCUUGCCAUGUCUCCUCUUUUGGUUUCCCUCGAUCUCUGGUUGCUAAAAGCAAGUCCCCAUAUCGGGUGCCAGAUGUCGCUACUAUGCUGAAGCUUGAGAGAGCGAUGAAACUGAAGAAUAUCCUCAAUGUUGCUGACCGCGCAGCUACUUCGGUCGAAGAAGCGAUAAUGCUAGAACGAGAAUUUGCCCGGUCGAUCGAGAAUCACAGCAAGAAAGCCUUAAUAAUGGAGGCGGGAUCGCGGGAUGACUUUGUGCGAGAAUGGAGUAACAUUGCUGAUGCCUCUCGAGAGGGAGAUUUCAGCAUAUUGCAUGAUAAACUCACGCAACUGGAGCUCAAAGAGUACACACAGCGUGUGACCGAAGAGAUUAUCAUGGAACCCGAACGUAGAUCUACACGAAUCAUUAGAGAGACAACACCACGAAGAUAUCGCUCCCCAUCUUUCAGGCGGAGACGGAGCAAUGACUUUGAAGAUGUGGAGAAAUUCGACAGAAUAUACACCCGAGAACCGGGUAGAAGAUUGGCCGUGGACUCCUUGCGCAGAGAACGGCCGUACAACUCCCAAGCGAGGAACGCUAUGGAGUCAUUUUCAGCCGUAGGGCCGGGUUACAAAGUAUCGAGGUUAGCUUAA
Molecule: messenger RNA, 3138 nt
Organism: Talaromyces amestolkiae
Lineage: Eukaryota; Fungi; Ascomycota; Eurotiomycetes; Eurotiales; Trichocomaceae
Exons: 7
Coding region: 1-3138 (1045 amino acids)
Molecular function (GO): hydrolase activity; protein binding
Source: RefSeq, a predicted model, not a curated record